CAGGCUUCCGGCGGAAGAGCGCGAGAGCAAGAUGGCCACUACCAAGCGAGUGUUGUAUGUGGGUGGACUUGCAGAGGAGGUGGAUGACAAAGUUCUCCAUGCUGCUUUUAUCCCUUUUGGAGACAUCACGGAUAUCCAGAUUCCUCUGGAUUAUGAAACAGAAAAGCACCGAGGAUUUGCUUUUGUUGAAUUUGAGUUGGCAGAGGAUGCUGCAGCAGCUAUUGACAACAUGAAUGAAUCUGAGCUCUUUGGACGGACAAUUCGUGUCAAUUUGGCAAAACCCAUGAGGAUUAAGGAAGGCUCUUCCAGACCAGUUUGGUCUGAUGAUGACUGGUUGAAGAAGUUCUCUGGGAAGACUCUUGAGGAGAACAAAGAGGAGGAGGGGUCAGAGCCCCCCAAAGUGGAAACUCGGGAGGGAGAGCCCGCUGUGAAAAAGGCCCGGUCAAACCCUCAGGUGUACAUGGACAUCAAGAUUGGGAACAAGCCGGCUGGCCGCAUCCAAAUGCUCCUGCGUUCAGACGUCGUACCCAUGACAGCAGAGAAUUUCCGCUGCCUGUGCACCCAUGAGAAGGGCUUUGGCUUCAAGGGCAGCAGCUUCCACCGCAUCAUCCCCCAGUUCAUGUGCCAGGGCGGUGAUUUCACCAACCACAACGGCACCGGGGGCAAGUCCAUCUACGGGAAGAAGUUUGACGAUGAAAACUUUAUCCUCAAACACACGGGACCAGGCCUGCUCUCCAUGGCCAACUCUGGCCCAAACACCAACGGCUCCCAGUUCUUCCUGACAUGUGACAAGACAGAUUGGCUGGACGGCAAGCAUGUAGUGUUUGGGGAGAUCACGGAUGGCCUGGAUGUCUUGCGGCAGAUUGAGGCCCAGGGCAGCAAGGACGGGAAGCCCAAGCAGAAGGUGAUCAUCUCCGACUGUGGGGAGUACGUGUGAGAGGGGAGCUGUCAAACCGGGGAUCCGGCGCCCGAGGUGUCCUGUUUGCAGCGAGCGGGGCUUCGUGUCCUGGCCCUUCCUCGGGGUCAGCGUGGGGCAGCUCCUCUGCAGGCACAGCCUGCGCCACCUCCGGUCUUCCUCAGGUGUGGCCUUGGACUCAGGGCCGCCCUCCCCACUGUGGACAGCUGGGCAUGGCCUUUCCAGGCCUUUGCCGCCAGGGCUUCUGCUGGGCCCACCUGUGUGACUCCUGGACAUUUUCUUCUGGUAAAUAAAUCCUAGUUUUUGUA
Messenger RNA from Dama dama (fallow deer), 1224 nucleotides. It is a transcript of the gene PPIE, whose product is annotated as peptidylprolyl isomerase E. Gene Ontology annotation, biological process: protein folding; protein peptidyl-prolyl isomerization. Lineage: Eukaryota; Metazoa; Chordata; Mammalia; Artiodactyla; Cervidae. The record is from RefSeq and is a predicted model, not a curated record. The transcript is spliced from 10 exons. Gene Ontology annotation, molecular function: peptidyl-prolyl cis-trans isomerase activity; RNA binding. The coding region runs from base 32 to 937 and encodes 301 amino acids. Gene Ontology annotation, cellular component: intracellular membrane-bounded organelle.